This is a messenger RNA of Thyridium curvatum, 2091 nucleotides long. RefSeq lists its product as uncharacterized. The record is from RefSeq and is a predicted model, not a curated record. Gene Ontology annotation, cellular component: commitment complex; U2-type prespliceosome; U1 snRNP. Gene Ontology annotation, molecular function: protein binding. The coding region runs from base 1 to 2091 and encodes 696 amino acids. Gene Ontology annotation, biological process: mRNA 5'-splice site recognition; RNA processing. The transcript has 5 exons. NCBI's taxonomy places the organism in Eukaryota, Fungi, Ascomycota, Sordariomycetes, Thyridiales, Thyridiaceae.
AUGGGUGAUUUCAACAACUUUGGUGGCUCCGAGGAGGAGAACACCGAGAUUAGGCGUCUCAACAAUGAAGUGGAAGCCGAACCCGACAAUUUUGAGCACUGGGAGAAGCUCGUCCGCGCUUGCGAAGCGCUCGAAGGCGGCUUGAAUAGGAAUUCUAGCCCCCAGGCUUUGUCGACGCUGCGAGACUCGUACGACCGUUUCCUCCUCAAGUUCCCGCUACUCUUCGGCUACUGGAAGAAGUAUGCCGACCUCGAGUUCAACAUCUCAGGGCCCGAGUCGGCAGAGAUGAUAUACGAGCGCGGUUGCGCCAGCAUCACCAACUCGGUGGAUUUAUGGACGGAAUAUUGCUCGUUCAAGAUGGAGACCACCCAUGUUCCCCAUCUGGUCAGAGACUCCACCACCGCGAGCGACUUUGCGACCCAGCCUUGCAAUAAGACGGAUUGGCACUGGAGUUUCAACUCCUACGGUGAGAACACACUACAGGCUGCCACCAACCUGCUGGGCAUCGCUCUCACAUUUGAAAACCAGGCUCUGUUUUGUCCCCAUCAGAACAUGAUCUGCAUGAUUCUAUACCAAAAAAGCUCUCCCUCGCUCCCACGUCGCUCUCUCAUCCUCACGAGACCUCAUUCGGUUGGCUUGGAAACGGAUGUCUUCACACUUGGCAAACUUUUCCUUCCUGUAUUUGCACUCCCUUCCACCCUCCCCCGAUUCUGGCUCUUCGAGAGGGCUGCUAGCCAUGUCGGCCUUGAUUUCCUGGCCCAUCCCUUCUGGGAUAAGUAUCUAGAAUAUGAGGAACGCCAGGAGGCUCACGACAAGAUCUUCGCCAUUCUCACCCGCGUCAUCCAUAUUCCCAUGCACCAGUAUGCUCGCUACUAUGAGCGCUUCCGGCAAAUGUGCGCAGACCGGCCUCUAGAGGAGAUGGCAGACUCGGAUACCGUGGCUCGCCUGCGCGCCGAGGUUGUUGCCGAGACCGCGCCUUAUGGAGUAGCCAAGUCGGAGCUGGAGGUGGAGCGUGAUGUGCGGGCCAAGAUCGAGGCCGUCUACUACGAGGACUUCACUAAGACUCAGGCCGAGGUUACCAAGCGCUGGACCUACGAAGCUGAGAUCAAGCGGCCAUACUUCCACGUGACCGAGCUCGACCACUCCCAGUUGAUCAACUGGAGGAAGUACCUCGAGUUCGAGGAAGCAGAGGGCGAUGCCGCUCGCAUUGUGGCUCUGUAUGAGCGUUGUCUGGUGACGUGUGCUUUCUACGAGGAGUUCUGGUUCCGAUAUGCUCGCUGGAUGUCGGGCCAGGCCGGCAAGCAGGAGGAGGUCCGGAACAUCUACCUGCGGGCUACGACCCUGUACGUCCCCGUCAGCAGGCCCGGCAUCCGUAUGCAGUUCGCCUACUUUGAGGAGAGCUGCGGUAGGGUCGACGUCGCCAGGGACCUGCAUAGCGCAAUUCUCUUCAAGCUGCCCAACAGCGUCGAGGCCAUCCUCUCCUGGGCGAACUUGCAGCGGCGUCAGAUCGGCCUGGAGGCUGCGAUCGAGGUGUUUAAGCAACAGAUCGACUCGCCCGAGGUCGACAUCUACAUCAAGGCCGCGCUGGUCACCGAGUGGGCGUUCAUGCUGUGGAAGGUUAAGGGUUCCGUUGACGACGCGCGCACCGUGUUCAGCAAGAAUGUGCAGUGGUACGCCGACAGCCGGCACUUCUGGCAGAAGUGGCUGGACUUUGAGCUGGCCCAGCCGAGCGACGCGAAGCAGGAAGCCCAGCACGGCGAGCGCAUCAAAAACAUCUUUGACGAGAUGAGGAGCAAGAGUAGGAUCUCUACCAACGCCAAGAAGGAGCUGGCCGAGGUGUACAUGACCUACCUCCAGCAGAGAGGAGGCAAGGACGCUAUGAAGCUGUUCUUGGAAGUUGACCGGGAGAUGUUUGGACCUCCUUCAGUGGCCAUCUUCCCCAAACUCAAGCUCGGUGCCAAGGAGAAUGGCAUCCCGCUCGGAGAUCUCGACGAGCCCACCCGGCAGAAGGCAGAGGCACGGUACUACAGCUUCUACCAGCUGCAUGCCGAUCCGGACAUGGAGGCUCAGGGAACCGCAGAGUUUCAUUGA